AUGCCGGCAGCCAGUCGUCACUCACUAAGAGCCCUGGAGUUUUGGACGCAGGCGAAGAAUGUACGAAUCAGCGCGUUGAAUAAUCUUCUCGCAUCAUCUGGUUCUAUCAGCACUACAAGCCUGUUCAAGCAAAUAGAUGGAAAGAUUGCUGCCCUACGGGAGGCCCUGUCUUCCCUGCGUGAAUGGCGCAACAGGUUGCCGCCUGUAUCACGACUUCCUCCCGAAUUGCUGGUCAGCAUUUUCUCCUUGUUAGCUGCCGAUGAAGCUCCCACCGUCAGAUACAGGAUUUCACUGGGAUGGAUCGUGGUUUCUCAUGUCUGCAGCCAUUGGAGGCGAGUCGCUUUGGACAGUCCAGUACUAUGGGCGAAUAUCAACUUCGACCUCAGUUCUUGGUGGAUUCAGACGAUGUUAGAUCGUGCCAAGCAAGGACCAUUGGUCAUCCGUGCCAUCCGCAUCAGAUACGCUGAAGACGCUGAAAGUGUUCUGGGUGUCUUGUCCUCCCAUAUGUCACAAAGAAGGGAGCUUGGCCUAAGGCAACCACUCGGCGGAGUUGAUACAAUCAACCCAGUCGUGAAAUUCCUCACUUCCCCGGCCCCAUCUCUAGAAUGGGUGAAGUUUGUCGUCGAAACCAAAAAAAAUGUACACAUCCCCAACAAUAUGUUUGGCGACUAUGCUCUAAGCCUUCGUGUUGUAACUCUCGUCGGAUGUACAAUCCCUUGGAUCUCACCGAUUAUGCGCAACCUAUCUCAUCUAACAAUAGCGCUCACACAAUGGCAGUAUCAGCAAGUAGAAGAGAACUACCUCCCUUCCAAAGAUGACUUUUUUGACAUGCUGGCGAACAUGCAUCACCUGGAAACUUUGGAUAUCGAGGAGUACUUCCCUCGAUACACCCCAGAUACGGGUGUAUAUAGUCGAAUGAGACAGCCUGGCAUUGAACUACUCGACCUAUCGUCUCUCAUCUUGAGAGGAUCAUGGGCGCCUUGUAUUGCUGUUCUGGGCAGCAUUCAAAUUCCUGAAACAUCGAUGGUCCAUUUCACUUGCAGAAAUCACACACGCGAGGGUUUCGUCGACCUGCUCCUUCCGAUGCUGGAGAAACAUAGUGGUAAAACUGGGAAAGCACUACCCCUACGAACCCUUUCGAUUUCCGUCGGUUCACUGGGUGGGUCGGUAGUUGUUAUAGGGCGAAAUUUCUCCGACCAAAAAGACCAUUUCCGUUGCAAACCUUCCAUCUUACUUGAUUUGGAUCACUUGGAUCCGAACAGCCUGUCCUUGGUGGCGAAUGCUCUUUACAUUCGGAAAUUGGAGGCAUUAUGGAUUUCACUUCGAACACAAGACCCCGAACUCUACAUACCGAUCAUCCAGGUGCUGGAGAAAGCUGAGAAUUGGGAUCAGGUAUCGUUUCAUGAUGAUGCUCUCCCACUUUUUUGUGCGAUGCUUGCCUCCACAUCCAACUCAGCAGGAGACGAGGCAAGGAUGCAUAUCGAUAAAUGUUUCUUCCCGAACCUACGAUCUCUCGUAUUAGGACACGAAACUGAACAGCCCUUCUGCGGCGGGUCGUUGAUUUACCAGGAUCAACUAGUAGCAGCCCUUCAGAAGCGCAAUGACUUGAAAGCUCAUUUGGAAGAACUUGAGCUUCAACUGCCAAGGAACGAAGCGUCAAAAAAGUGGGUAGAACAGCUAGAACAGCUAGAAGGGAUUGUGUCGGUGAAAGUGUUUUGGAACGGAGAGCGGUGA
This is a messenger RNA of Heterobasidion irregulare TC 32-1, 1734 nucleotides long. RefSeq lists its product as uncharacterized. NCBI's taxonomy places the organism in Eukaryota, Fungi, Basidiomycota, Agaricomycetes, Russulales, Bondarzewiaceae. The record is from RefSeq and is a predicted model, not a curated record. The coding region runs from base 1 to 1734 and encodes 577 amino acids. Gene Ontology annotation, molecular function: protein binding. The transcript has 2 exons.